Trichomonas vaginalis G3 is the source of this 1203-nucleotide messenger RNA. RefSeq names its product aspartate aminotransferase yhdr-related family. The record is from RefSeq and is a predicted model, not a curated record. Gene Ontology annotation, biological process: biosynthetic process. NCBI's taxonomy places the organism in Eukaryota, Parabasalia, Trichomonadida, Trichomonadidae. Gene Ontology annotation, molecular function: catalytic activity; pyridoxal phosphate binding. The transcript has a single exon. The coding region runs from base 1 to 1203 and encodes 400 amino acids.
AUGCUCUCCCCUUAUAUGCUCAAAUGCUCCAGCGGUGGCUCAGCCAUCCGCAAGAUGGAUAACCUUGCUCAGCAACUCGCCAAGGAACAUGGCGCCGACAAAAUCCACAACUUUACAAUUGGAAAUCCACGUGUCCCACCGCCAAAGGCCUACGUCGAUGCUCUUAAGGAAGUUGCUGCUGAAGAGAUCCCACUUUGCCACGGAUAUUCCUCCACACAAGGUGAUGAGAAGCCCCGUGAAGUUCUUGCCAACUUAUUCUCAGAAAUUCAAGGCAUUGAGAUCAACCCAGACUGCAUUAUUCUCUCCUCUGGCUGCGCUGGUGCCAUCAACGUUGCCCUCAGAACAAUUCUCAACGUUGGAGAUGAAGUCAUUCUUACAGCUCCAUACUUCCUUGAAUAUCCAUUCUACAUAGAGAACUGGCAUGCUGAAGUCAAGGUCCUCGACACAACAUUCGAAGACAACUGGCAGAUCGACCCAACAAAGCUCGAAGAAGUCAUCACACCAUUGACACGCGCUAUCAUCAUCAACUCCCCACACAACCCAACAGGCACACUCCUUUCCCAGGAAACCGUCAACAAGAUGUGCGAAGUUCUCGACCGCAAGUCAAAGGAAUACGGCCGCCCAAUCUACGUCAUCUCCGAUGAUGUUUACUGCCGUGUCCUCGCUCCAGGAGCCAAGCACCACCAGAUCUUCAACGUCUACCCAUACUCCAUCGUUGCUUAUUCCCUUUCAAAGGAUCUUUCCAUCCCAGGUGAGCGUAUUGGCUGCAUCAUUGUCAACCCUCUCCUCCAGAACUACAGGCUUCUCGUCCAUUCCCUCGCUCACGCUAACGAAAUCAUGGGCUUCGUUCAUGCAAACAGAUUACACAUGAGAAUCAUCCCAAAGGUCGUUCCAAACACAUCAGAUAUCAACUUAUACAACGAAUCCCGCGAUAUGAUCUGCAAGGCCUUGGAUGAAGUCGGAAUCAAAUACGUCAAGCCACAGGGUGCAUUCUACAUCUUCCCGAAGAUCCCAGAUGGCAUCGACGAGUGGGACUUCUGCGAAUGCCUUGCAAAGAACUUCAUCAUCGUCGUUCCAGGCUCUGCAUUCGCUAAGAAGGGCUUCUUCCGCCUUUCAUUCUGCAAGCCACCAAAGGAUAUCGAAAUCGCCAUCCCAAUCAUCAAGAAGGCUGUCACAGAGGCCUUAAAGCUCAAGAAGGAGUAA